AUGAGUUACUUUGAAGAUGGCAUUAAGAUUUACGUCAAUGAUUGGUCAAAAUUAUUAAUCACCAAUGUUAUGAUGAACAGUGGAUUGUCAUCUUCUCAGUUACAAUCUCAACUUCCUUCUUUUAUUAAUUCUCCAAAGGCAAAAGGUACGAAAUUGCCAAUCGAAGAGGCAUUUCAGAUGUUCGAAUCGUACGAUCAGGAGCGUGCAAAGAUGGAAAUUGAGUCAACUCAGUCAAUUAUCUUCCAAAUUUAUCCAAACAAACUUUUCUCAAAAAUAUUCAUCGAUAUGAUGUUUACCACGCAUGCAGUGUUUUCAAUAUUCGAGAUUGACGACCCUAACGAGAAAAAACCUAACGCAUUACACACAGAUGCAAUUAUUGCUGAAGAACAUCUCACAAAUUUGCAAACUUUCGAAUGCUCCGUUUUCAUAUUUUUAUCCAAGUUCUUUUUAAAAGCAGCGAAAUGCGCAAACCACGAUUUCAGUGAAUUUGAACAAAAUGUCAUUCAAAGAAUCUUUAAAUUCAUGAAUCAUAACGAGCCCAAUACCGUCAGACGCUCAGCAGGCGAAAUUCUUGCUGCAAUGUCCGCUCUUCCAAAACUUUGCCAAAUUAUCUGUGAAGUUUUCUGGAACCAAUUCGGAACAUGCAAGAAGGAAAUAGAGUUCAGAAACUUCGCUACAUGGGUUGAUGGCGUCGUAAAUCUCAAUUUUUCAUUCCAUCCAGUAGAAGUUGCAGAAUUAUCGCUACAGUUUCUGAGAACGUUCAUAACUAUGUCGAAAAAGAUCGAUAGAGGCGUUUUACGAAUGAAAUUCCUUGAUGCUUUGCUUGGAAUCAUUAAGAAAUUAGUUAUUGAUUCGAAAGAUCACAUUAGGGACGAUUUCAAAGCACUUGUUGUUGAGAUAUGGGGUGUAGUUAUCAAAUGGUCUACGAAAGGAAAGCAUACAGUGUUCUGUUACCUGUUUUUGUGCAAUUUAAUUUCGGUUUGUCCAUUUCUUUACCAAGAAAACGCAUAUAACUUCGCACAACUGCUUGCUAAGCUCGUUAAGAAGGGAGAUAAGGACAUUCUGGAGCUCCUUUCCCUGUUUUUCAACUCAAUUCCGAAAGAAAUUUCGGAUGAAUCCGUCAAAGACCUUUUCUUUGAGGUUUUCAUACCGAAUAUAGUUGGUUCCAACGAUAAAAAACGUGUCAUUCGCUUCGAACUUGAAGAACAACACAAUUUGAUCGUAGAUUUCUUCAAAUCCGUGGGAGAUAGGUCGUUAAAUGUGUACUUGGACUUCAUGAAUGGCAUUCUAAGUGUUGACAAACCAGCAGAAGAGCAUAAAUACGUCAGAUUACUCACACUCAAGGCACUUUCUAUGAUGAAAUGCUUCAAAACAUAUACAACCAGUAUAAAUAAAUUGUCCGAAUACUUUAUCCCCCUUUUAAAUGAAAACGGACCCGAAAUUCCUUACAUUUUGUCCGUAUUUCCAAUGAUUAAGCCAAAUGAUCAGAACCAGUUGAAGGAAAUGGUCCAUAUAAUCUAUACAAAGAUAAAUACAGAGGAAGGAAAGGCCGCAAUUUCAAGAUUUAUCCAAUAUUGCGUUUCUCCAACGAAAAACUUUGAUUUGGCAGUGACAUUCUUAAAGGGAACCCUCAAUAACCCACUAAUUCUCAUGGAAUUUGGUACUUCUUUUGCUUCUGCGAUGCAAGUUUCGAAUAAUUUGCCAAAUUUGUUGACGGAGAACUCAGAAGAGGCCAAAAUAUGGCUUGACUUCAGAGUCUCACUCGAUGCAGCGUUGUUGAAGCUAAUAAUCAACGGAAAUAACGAUGCAAUAAAUUGUUCAAUUGUUUUUGCAGACGAAUCCAUCCACAGACUCGACAAAGAAGCAAUUGGUGAUAAUAACGUUGUUACUUUGUCCCAAAUCGUUAAAAAUCGCGAUCCAAACGCAGAUAUUUCUCUGGAAUCCACCAAAAUCGUUCAGGCCUGUGAGAAAUAUGCCAUACGAUUAUUUAACGAUAAAAUUCCCACUCAAAUGCCCGACGAAGGUGGUCCUAAGUGUUUAGAGUUCAAAUUAGCACUUGCCAUCGAAGCAAAUGACUACAGCAGGGCCUAUAUAACAUCAGUAAUGAAGCUGGUGUCCGAUGACCCUUCUUUCGCCAUUUGUUUCACGAAUUUUCCUUAUCAACAGUGGUUAUUCCUUCUAAAAACGAAAGGACAGCUACAGACAAGCGAGCACUGGCCCAGUUUCGUCAAUGUUCUAUACAGAAUCUCUCAACAGCCGAAUUUUCCAAAAAUUUUAUCCGAAAACUACGAAUUAGCCCAAAUUUUGACUCCUAUUCUCCACAAAUGGGCGAAGAAAAAGAAGAACGACUCCGUAUUAGACGAAAGAGCCUUCAAUUUCCUCAAUCAGUACGCAUUAGGUGGAUCUCGUGCUUUAAUGUGUCUCCACGAAGGCCAUCUUGACAAUUUCAUAUCGUAUCUACUGAACAAAUCCAAGGGAGCCACAGAAACAACGAUCGUAGCGAUGUUGGACUGUUUAUCUACGCUUUUAUCGAAAUCUACCUUAGAAAGGACAGAUUCAUUCCUAUCGUUUGGUAAAUGGCUUUCGACACUAGCGCAGGAAAACAAGCACAUAAAUCUCAUCCAGUCGAGAAUUAUCUCAUUAUUAACUUCGACUGUAUCGCGCGACCCCCGUAUGCUUCGGGAAGUGUUCAGGGCCUCAUUAAACUCCGAAAACCCGGCGAAUUACGUAGUUGCGAUUUCGAAUAUUUUGAGUAUGGAGAAUUUUGAUGAUAUUUACUCGGGCGGAAGGUCAGUAAUACUCGCAACUAUUGUCUCUCAUAUAGAUUCCGACGACGAACACUCAAGACAAGCAGUUUUGAAAAUAAUAUAUCAGUGUCAUUCGAAGAAAUUCUUCAAAUCAGAGAGUUUCUCGUCUGACAUUGUGAUAACUAGCUUGUCACCGUCAGGAUACGUACUUCAGUCGAAGAAUUUCAUAAAUUAUUUGUCAUUAAAUGCGAGUGACAUUGAUUUAAAGGGCUGUAUCAUGCUUAUUGCCGAAGAUUUCGCAUAUUUCGAGGAGCAGCAGGAGCGAAUCAUCCCUAACAUGACUCCAUUAGUUAAGAGAAUGGCUCAUGACUCGGGAACACUGAUCAAUCUGCUUAACAUGACAACGAAAGUUAGGCAGGAUUCAUCAAGCAUCGCAACUGCAAUGAAGAAACUCUGGAACGACUACUUCUUGGUAUCAAAUGAGUAUUAUCUGGCCCGACAAGUUUUUCAAUACGCUCUUAACUUCCCUCAGAACUCACCAGAAGUUGUUGCGAGCUGCCACGUCCUUGCUGAUGUCUUCAUUGUCAAGCCAAAGGACGUUUCUGAUGUUUUAAUUCCUGUUCUCUCGAAAUACGAAAGAAAAAGUCCGAAAUCUUUCGAAGAAUUUAGGAAUUACAUACAGAAAAGUGAUGUAAAAUUUGAUAUCACCACCAAAGAAGUUGUUGCAAGUAAUACGAUGUCAGAAAUUUUGUUACAAUUAGAUAACCAAGAAAUUUUUGAAAAGUUUAUUUUGUCAAAUUUGACAAGUUUGACAUUUUUUGCCAUAAUUGAGUACCAUACAGAAAAUUUAGUAUUAGAUGGUUUCUAUCCCUUGUUAGAUGCAAUCAUUGAUGUGUCUCUUUUACGAUUAGGAUCGAGUAACUUCACAGAGAACAUUACGAACUUGCAAAAGAACAAUUUGAUGAAAAGUGCCGCAUCUUUGGUCGAACAAAACACAUUGAUACUCAGUAACCCUGUGAAACAAAUGCUAUGUUACGAUCACACGGCGGUUUUGACGAUAGCAAUUCUGAUGAAACAAAUUUUGCCAAAAUUUCCAGAAGAAAUUUUCGAAAUCGUUUUCGCAAACGCUGUCAGAUCAGCAAAAAGUGACAGAUCAAUGGAACCGAUGGUUAUGAUGAUGGCCUUAUCAGAGUUAUUGAAUACAAGAACUUUUUUUCUUUUGUUGAUUUAUGCUUUGUAUUGUUUGAAUGAAAAAAGAUUUGAGAUGUUGGAUCCAAUAAUUGAUGUUUUGUCAGAAAGACUGACAAACAGUGAUUUACAGACAGAUUUAUUUGAAAAAGAAGUUGUUGCGGUAUUAUGUACUUUAAUUUGUAUAUUAAGUUGUGAUUUGAAGAAGUCGUUUUUAGUUAAUACAGUUAAAACAGGAAUUAAAUUGAUUUCAAAAGUUGUUGAGAGAAAAAUAUCAAUAAAAGAACAGAUUUCAAUGUUCAUUGAAAAAUUUGGUGGUGAAGAAUAUAUUUGUUCUUUAAUCCUUCCUUUCAUUGUUGAAAGUGAUUCUUUUAAUGAUGAAUCUGUUGUUGUUUCCUGUCACUUUUUACUUUGUUUGUCAGAAAUUUUGGGAGAUGACGGUUAUUGUUCGUUAUUUGGCAGAUUAAUUGAUGCUACGCGGUAUUACUUAAGUGUUCAAGGCCAAUGCGAUAUCAAAGUAUUCCAGAAUGAUAUGAAAACAGCGAAAGAAUAUAUAGAAAUGAUGAUUUCUCAAUAUCCUGACAAAACAAACUUCAUUGUUUAUUAUUCUUUGAAUUUAGUGACUGCGUUUAAUGCUAAUGAUUUGUACAUGGAAUUCGUGUCUGCAGAGUUUCUCUGUCAUUCAAUUGAAAAAGGAAAACCGAAAUUGUCAGAAAAUGCCGUCAAAGAUAUUUCUUUUUAUUUGUUCAAUUUGCCGCUGAACGGAAACAAAGAUUUGACAAGAAUUGCAACAAAAGCAUUGUAUAAUUUGAUUUCUUUGUAUCCAGACACGAAACUUGAUUUGGAUAUUUCAUCAAAAACUCCAAAGUUUUCCAUGAAAAAGAGAAAAGUAAUUGGAGGUUGGAAAUUGACGGAAUUUAAUACAAUUGAUAAGAAAUUAUUGCCAAUUUUGGAUAUGUUUGACACAGAGUUUCCUGAAGGUAUCAUUGAAGGAAUGAAUAAAUUCUUAAUUAACACGAAAUUGCCUGAUUUGACUGAAAAUGAAAAAGAAAGUUAUGAACCAGAUUUCACAGUAAAAAGUGAAAAUCAAAAUGAAGAAGAAAUUCCACAGGAAGAAGAAACAUUCCACCUCAAAUCACAGAAAGGAAAUGACUCUCAGAACUUUGUGUUCGAACCUCCUCCAAUUGAUUCUUCGAAUGUUUAUGAAAAUGAUGAAGAAGAAUCAUCUGAAAUUUCUGAUUACUCUGACAUGGAAUCGAUAAAGAAAACCGCAAUGUCUUUCAUGCCUCAGCAAAGUAGUGUGAAUUCCCAGAUUCCUACUGUUAUUGUGCCUCCAAUUGUUCCUCCAAGUCAAGAAGAGGAUGAUGACGAAUCUUCAAGUAGUUUAGUACUUUCUUCGGAUUCUGAAGAUGUAAUAUUUACUUAG
Trichomonas vaginalis G3 is the source of this 5361-nucleotide messenger RNA. Its product is annotated as armadillo (ARM) repeat-containing protein family. The coding region runs from base 1 to 5361 and encodes 1786 amino acids. The record is from RefSeq and is a predicted model, not a curated record. The transcript has a single exon. Lineage: Eukaryota; Parabasalia; Trichomonadida; Trichomonadidae.